UUGGUGUAAAAAUGAAAGAAUUAUUUCAGACAUUCAGAAAAGGCAGAAAAGCUGAAUAGAUAAAACCAGAGGCUCAGAUUUUAAACAUCAUUAAAUAUUUUAAAAAAGAGUUGAACAGGAAAUUAAAACCUUUUGUUUUAUUUUUAGAGAAGAAACGUCCAACACGAGUCUUCAAAAUGAAAACAUGAAAAAUAUUCUCUGAAAUCAUAAAGUCAGAAAUUUGAGUCAGAAAUGUGAGAAAUUCCUGAGAAACUUUUGGUUCCUUUGAAUCCGAAGUGAAACCAUGAAUGUUUCAGAUGUUCCUGUUUCAUCCUGCGGAGAUGUGAUGAAUGAGUGAAUAUCUCAUGAUGUCAUUUGUUCUGUGGUGAUGAAUCCGUUCAGCUCUCAGCAGCUUCUCUGUGGUCAGACCAGUUAAUGGAAUAACUUCCUCCCAGUAAAACCAGCAUGUUGACUUUACUGGUUCAGAGCAGAAACUGAUGAGUCAGCGAGCGGCUCGACGCGUCGAGAAACAAAAACAGGAAGAAACGCGUCGUGUAGACAUGCUGAGCCCUGGGCGCACUGCUGCAGGAGAGGUCAGAGGUCAGGGCACCAGGAAAACUAAAUCUGGAAAAAUGUUUUUAAUAAUCGUUUUCUGUCAGUGAGGUGAGAGCAGAGCAGCAGCGUUCCCUCUGAUCCGUCCAGGUGUGUCUCCAUGUGAACCGGAGCCAACAGGUGAAGCCCUGGAGGCUUUCCCAGCCGGUCGGACCAGAUCUGCGUCUUCUAAUCUUUCCUCAGCAUCUGAUCACGUCGCAUUUUCUCAGCGGAUCACAACAGAUCACAGUGGAUCCCUGCUGCCUCUCCAGGCCGGACCCGAUCAGACGAUGGGUUAGAGCGACGCUCCGCAGGACAUGCAGACACGUUUCCUCCCGCAGGAACAGGAAGUGUCUGGUUUCUCCGCUCUGUGGGGCUCCGUCCUGCGGUUUGCUGCCAUGGCGAUGAGGAGGAGCAGGAAGCUGCUCAUGAUGGUCGUCCUGCUGCAGUUCACCAGCGGCGUCGGGACGCUGCCGCCUCCUGGGACCGUCUGCAUGGACUCGGUCAACAUGAGACACGUCCUGCGCUGGACGCAGCCCACAGCAUCAUGCAACUCCACCGUGCUUUACUCCGUCCAGUACCAGGGGGAGUUUGAGCUCCUGAUCAAGAACGGCAGCUGGAUAAACGCUCCUGAGUGCCAGAGGAUCCCCCUCACCAGCUGCGACCUGACCUUUGACCUGGGAUCUGACUCCAACUACAGCCUGCGGGUCAGGGCGCAGUGUGGCUCCAGGACGUCCGCCUGGGCCAGAUUUCUGUUCAACAGGAACAACAUCACGCCUCCAGUUCCUGAGCUCAGGCUGACGGCGGCGGGCGACAUUCUGCUGGUGUCCGUCAGGAAGUUUCCUCUCACCGCCGUUACCAUGGUGACGAUGUGGAGGAAAGACAAAGAGCAGCAGACUGAGACUUUCUCCAUGCCAGCGGACCAGGAGGUGCUGCAGGUCGCCGCCCUGCAGGAGGGAGCGGUGUACUGCGUCAAGGCGAAGGUUGUCCUGAGUCUGGAGGUGCAGAGUGGAUUCACCCACAGCCACUGUGUUUCCAUCACAGGUCCUGGCGCUCCGGCGUGGAAGCAGCCCACCGUGGUGACGGUGACGGUCGUCGUCACGCUGGGCCUCCUGAUCGGGUUGUUCUGGUCGCUCGUCCACUGUCGCCCCGACUGCUGUCAGUAUUUCCAGAAGGAGCCGCUGCCGCCGUCGCUGAGCGGAAACUUCACCGUCUGGAUUGCGAUUCCCCAGCAGAGGGAGGAGCUUUGUGAGGAAACGCCCCACCUGCUGAGGGGCGGGGCUACGUGACCCCAGCUCAGCGCCGCUCCACCUGCACCUUAAACAAGCUGUCAGGGCUGCGUUGUGAUCGCCAUGGAAACAGCCGUCACCCGGGACGACCGGGGGUUUCCCGGGUCCGGCCGACUGAAGGAGGUUCUGCUGUCUUCUGGUUUAAAACGAGGCUGGUUUAGGGGGAGGAGGUCAAAGGUCACAGCUACAGCAUGUUUGUGUUGUAGACAGUAAAUGAAUGUUUCUAUAAGCUGUUGUCAGAAGAUUCAAGAUUCUGGAAAUACCAGAAAAACAUCACAUAGAUGUUCAUGUUAUAUUUACAAAUAAAAAGUAAAACCUAAACUUUACCAACCUGAUUAAAAACGAGGAUUUGGUGAGUUACAGGUUUUUAUUUCUUUAUUUUCCACCAUAACAGAUUUAUUUUAACCCACUUUAUUCAGGAUUUGUGUCAAAUUAAAGGUGGUUUUAUAUUAUAUUACAUUAUAUUAUAUUAUAUUAUAUUAUAUUAUAUUAUAUUAUCUCUCAGGGUCUCAUGAUUUUACCAGGUUUGGCUUCAAACUCAGAGAUCGUCUGGAGAAAGACAGAAACGUUUUGAUAUAUAAACUGUUUUAUUGUCUCAUUGUUGAUUCAUUCAACCUUCAGCUCUGCUGCGUCUUUUUAUUUCAAAGAUUUUUGUUUUUUAUUAUAAAACUGGUUCUUGUUUUGUCAUGAAAAGAUUUAAACAAUAUAAACAAAUCGUUUUCAGGGUUUUGUUACCAUGGCGACAGCUACAGUUUCCUCCACACAGGAAGUGAUUUAUUGCCCCGUUGCCAUGACAAUCUUAAAGCUGGACGUCCAUGGACGCUUUUCUUUCGUCUUUAUUUCAGUUUAUAUCCUUAUUUUUUCUAAAAUCAAUAUUUCUGUCCAAACUAAAAACAUUUUUUGAUUCCAUUUGAUCAACAGUUCAAUCAAAUUUAGACUUUAGAUGGAUGUGUUAAACAUUCAUGUUGGGAAGUUAAUCUUUCUUUUCUGCAUUAUUGUUCUGAGGGUGUGAAAGAUUUUUCACCAGUAAAGAUUCUCAAAAUAUCACAAAUGAAGGUUUUUCAUCCCGAUCUGAUUAAAGAAACGUAGAACUUCCUAGGUAAAAAUAAAAUAAAAUAAAAUAAAACACGGUUCUCUGUGAAAACUAAGAUAAUAAUUUGUUAAAAAUGUUUAUCUUGAAGUUGUUUUCUGCUUUUUUGUGGACUGAAUUUAAAAUAAAUGUUUUGUUUUGAUUUUCCUAAAACAGAAAUUAUUUUUCUUCUGUUUUUUUUGUGGAUGUUGAAAUGUGUUUUUUAAAAUGAAGUAUAAUUUUGUCCAUAUUAACUCAAGAACACUGAUAUUUGUCAGUCAAAAAAUGAAGAAUUUAAAUAAACGGCAGAAAUGAAA
Messenger RNA from Gambusia affinis (western mosquitofish), 3245 nucleotides. It is a transcript of the gene il20rb, whose product is annotated as cytokine receptor family member B16. Bases 888 to 1859 code for a protein of 323 amino acids. The transcript has 7 exons. The record is from RefSeq and is a predicted model, not a curated record. NCBI's taxonomy places the organism in Eukaryota, Metazoa, Chordata, Actinopteri, Cyprinodontiformes, Poeciliidae. Gene Ontology annotation, molecular function: interleukin-20 binding.